GUCACGUGGUCUUCGGGAUGUUCCGAAGCGUGUGUUGGUGAAGGAAGGAAGGCGUGUGUGGGGCUUCCCUGCUGACCGUGGAUGCCGCCGCCGUCUUGUUUGUGUGUCAUCGCCUCGGCGGGCCAGCGAACUCGUCUCCUGUUUUUUUGAGAUCACCGCCGAAAGCCGCUCGCACGGUGCGGCAUGUUGUUGAGCCCGCUAGAUCCGCAACGAAGAAGGAGGGCCGCAACCCCGUAAAAAAGCGGUGCUGACUAGCCACCCCUCCCCGUCCACCGACAACUGUCAUGGAUAGGCUGCUGGCGCAGUGCGGCUGCCUCUACGGGCUGCGCUACGGCCCCGAGGAACUGGAGUCGCUGCAGCGCAGCCACAAGAUCGACAAGAUGAUCCAAAAGGACAAGCAGGUGAUCCGGAGGCAGGUCAAGCUGCUGCUGCUGGGCGCCGGCGAGAGCGGCAAGAGUACUUUCCUCAAGCAGAUGCGCAUCAUCCACAACUGCAGCUUCGAGCCCGAACAGCUUGUGGAGUACCGCUCGGUCGUAUAUCAGAACGUGCUUCGGGGAAUGAAGGUGCUGGCCGACGCCCGACGGAAGCUGGACAUACCGUGGCAGAACCCGGCCAACGAGGUGCACGCUCAGCGACUGUUGGGUUACGACUCGGCGUUCGAACCCGCCGACUCGGAGACGUUCAGCCGGUACGCGCCUUCGGUGCGGGCCCUGUGGCAGGACGCCGGUAUCCGGGAAGCAUUCGAACGUCGCAUCGAGUUUCAGUUGGGCGACGGGGUUCGCUACUUUUUCGACCACUUGGACCGAAUCGCUACCAAGGAGUUCAUACCCACCAACCAGGACAUCCUGCAUGCACGGAAGGCAACAAAGAGCAUCACGGAAUUCGUGGUGCCCGUCAAUGGGGUACCCUUUCGUUUCGUCGAUGUGGGCGGCCAGAGGUCGCAGCGCCAGAAGUGGUUCCGAUGCUUCGACAGUGUCACCUCCAUUCUCUUCCUGGUGUCGUCUAGUGAAUUUGAUCAGGCACUGCUAGAAGACCGCACCACCAACCGACUGGUGGAAUCCCGCAGCAUCUUCGAGACCAUAGUGAACAAUCGGUGCUUCGCCGAGGUGUCGAUCAUCCUGUUCUUCAACAAGACGGACUUGCUGCGCGAGAAGCUCGCCUCGCGCGCCACCAGCAUCGCCGACUACAUCGACGGCUUCAAGGGCGACCCGCACAACCUCGCUGACGUGCAGCGUUUCCUCGUGAACUGGUUUUACGAGGCUCGCCGCAGCCAACACAAGCCGCUCUUUCACCACUUCACCACUGCGGUGGACACCGAGAAUAUCAAGGUGGUGUUCAAUGCAGUCCGCGACACCAUUCUGCAGAAGAACAUCACACAGCUGAUGCUGCAGUAAGCGACCGGCCAGACUCCUUGCUUGUGCGUUGGCGCGGCCGUUGUCACUGCGGUGAUUUGUCAGGCACGUUACGUUGAAGAUUGCAACGUUUGUCGCCCUCACACCAGUUUGAUCAUUGUAACUGGUCGCUGCAGCAAGCGUUCAUUGCGUCUUAUUAAGGCAGCGUUGGAGAACUUACUGUGCGAUUCUUAUUACACGUAUGAAACUAUUAAUUCAAUGCGCAGCGUCUCGAUGCAGUGGCAGUUCAGCCAUCGAACCAACAGCUGAGAAAAUACCAACUAACUCUCUUAAACAAGUAAUUAAGGCAAGGGAACGUUCUCUUAAGUUGCGAGGGAUUGUGUUGAUUGCCAAACGAGUUUAGCUUCUUAGAUCUUUCAUGUGCUCAUAAAACUUGCACCACAGAUCAUCACUACAAUGGCACCUUGCACUGUGUUCGUGCAGCUGCCCGCCGAGCUGCAAUUUUAUGGCAGUGUGUUCACUGCUCUAGUCGUGAAGUGCAGCUCCAAGUGAAUGUUUAUUUUGUUUCUAUUGGGCACGAACCUCGCUCCAUUCAGGGGCAUGCAUGGGAGUACAAACGGGAAACUUCAGUGUACAUAUUGUAAAUAUGCUUACCAAGUGCCUCAUCCUUCUUAGAGUCAGCAUGGCGCAGCAUUCCAGUGACUCAAUACUACUCCCCGUGACACAGUGGAAAUGUCUGCCAUGCGUUUGCGUGGAUUAGUUCCGCAUCGACAGGAAGAGGCAAAUCUAAACUACAGGGAUGAAGUUAGCGUUGCUUGAAAUACUGGCUGUCAGCCAAUCAUGCGUGUUAUUUUUCUGUGGUUUUGUGCAUGUUGGCAGUUUCCCAGGUGUGCAUAUGAACAGUUGGCUAGAACAAGACGAGAUGGUUGAAUUCACACAUCGUGAAGUUGUUGCGGCCAGUCGAGAGAAUUCCACUUUUGUAGGAUAGUGUCGCCGUUGCCAAAGCCGACAUCUCAGUGUCGUCACGUGCUCUUGAUUGUGUGCCGGCUGUGCGGUUAGAGGAGGGAACCCAGUGUAGGGGACAGCCCAGGGUCAUUUAAUUUCUGAGGAGACACGCUGCUUAUGUCGUGGCCCCUCAUUUUGAAACCCACUCAUUUCAAGCUGUGAUUCGCUGACAUCGAACAUGGAACUUGCAAGUGAUAUGCAUUUCCAAGCUUGUGCCCAAGGUCGAGUUCUGCUUUUACAUUGUCUAGUACAUUUCCUAUAUUUACAAAAUACUCAAAGAAGUUCAGUUCAGAAGAUUGGUGUUUUUGAUUCUAGCUACUCAAACAUCCCCGGGUCCACAAGUUAGCUAUUAACGUUUUAAGUUUGGCGCUAGUUCUGAUGAGAUUUUACCAUACCGCGGCCUGUGGCCUUAUGUUGGGAUACAUGCAGGUAAUGGUCUCAUACUCAAUUUUUCGUUACCUUGCCGUUGUCUUCACGUUUGUCUGCCAAAUGCAGUAUUGCGUGCCAAGUUGUAUACUGGUAGUUCCUCCUUACACCAUGGAGCGAAACUGAAUUUUUUUUUAUCACUACAGUUUCAUCACAUGUUGCAUGUUAGUGGUUUGCCUAUAUUGGGGAGCUGUUUGUUCUUCACAUUGUAUGGCGGCCUGAGUGCUUGAGCUGCUGAUGGCAGCUACCUGCUCGUAUUAUAUAUGAUGUUGAACAAACGCUAUCUUAUCACUCGUGAAAAUGGGAACACAGUGAGUGUUUCUACGGCGCAACAGCAGUGGCCUGUGUUGUUGUGGUGUCCGAUGCAAGAAACUCAUUUUGCAACUUUCUAUGCCUCGUCUCGCAUGCAUUCAUCUUCGUAGCUCUCCUACAUGCUCUAACAGUGCAGUCAAAUCCACGGGCAUGGCUGGGAAGUGUUUCACCUCGUAAGCCAGUUUAAGGCCUACAACUGGCUGUUGCCCGAAACCUUCUUGUAUGUUUCUAAGCAGUAAGUGUUUUUUUUUUUUCUGAACCUUCUUGACCUCUUCCCUAAAAGUAUAAAUAUAUUAUAUAUAUAUAUAUACACUAUUGCUUCACCUCGCAUUUUCUCCAGUGUGCAACACCGCAAACAGCUUAUGUCAUGACCGUGCUUACGUGUCUGUCGUUUUAUUAAGUAACAUCUGUCAUGCCUAUACAGGAGGUUGCCUGUCCUUUUUAUAAAUUCCUCGUGCAGCUGAACAAAUUUUGAUGGGGCAGCUCAUAUAAUGAUCGCUCAUUCAAGUACUGGUGCUACUUGCAGUAGCUUGUUGCAGAGACUGUAGUAUGACCCUGUGAGGUGUGGCGUAGCUACCUUUUUCGUUGCCCCCAUUUGUAUUACUGUAAAGAUAGAACAAGUCCUUUUUCACACGGCGGGGUGUUUGUGACAUGUACCGUGGAAACGGAGAUGGCAGGGUAACGACACGCUCCGCAUUUACAGUCGGGUGACCUCAGAUGCACCGUUCGAUUUACGCAUUGGGUCCGUCUGUGCGUUACUCGCGAAUGUACCGCCUCAACGCAGUACCGGUGCGAAGUGCCUGGACCUCGCACGAAAUUGAGAGGAGUCGCACGUGCCUUACAACUCCAUUGUGCUGCGAUUGUCGUGUGCAGAGACGAGCUUAUGAAGCAGUUCACUUCGACUGAAGCGUCGCUAGUGACUGUUGCUGGGGCUUCACUCAGGGAAAGAUAGUCCGGGCAGUGUUCUCAGUGGUGACAGUAUUGUUUAUGGUUACCGGUGAUGCAUGUCACUGGUGAUGCACACAUCACUAGAACUGUGCAAUUCUCUACAGUAUAGUACUGGUGAUGCGUGCACUUAGAUAUGUAUUUUGCCCUGUAAGCCUUUUUUUUGCUGCUGUGCCUUACAAGGGGGACAGGUCUGUAUGACCUCGCGCGUAUUUGUCAUUGCCAAGCCAUCCUGCCCCUCUGCAUUGUUAUAAAAUCUGCUCUGUCAUUUACGUUAGAAGCUGGAAGAGCGAGCCUUUUUUUUCUUUUUGCUUUUCCUACACUUGCUGUUUGUGAGAUGGCAUUAAAACAACCCUUUAUAGUGAAAACAGACGUACAAGGUGUGUGUGUGUGUGGUCGGAUCGGUGGCCAUUCGAUCGAGGGUCCAGUUUUUCUUCUUUUUGUGUGUGUGUUUUCGGUGUGUGCAGGAGUGGAGUUACUCAUGCAAAACGAACAGAAUGCAGUUAUUUUAAGUUUUAAGAAGUUUUGGAAAAUAAAUGUGGAAACGCUA
Molecule: messenger RNA, 4590 nt
Organism: Rhipicephalus microplus (southern cattle tick)
Lineage: Eukaryota; Metazoa; Arthropoda; Arachnida; Ixodida; Ixodidae
Gene: cta
Product: Guanine nucleotide-binding protein subunit alpha cta
Biological process (GO): adenylate cyclase-modulating G protein-coupled receptor signaling pathway; Rho protein signal transduction
Cellular component (GO): heterotrimeric G-protein complex; brush border membrane; cytoplasm
Molecular function (GO): guanyl nucleotide binding; GTPase activity; D5 dopamine receptor binding
Source: RefSeq, a predicted model, not a curated record